CCCAGCUGAGGCUCCCUGGGGCAAGACUGAACAAAGGUCCAGGCCCGCCCUACUCCUCUCCCUGUGUGUCCCGGGAACGCGCCUGCCGGAACCGAGAACGUGCAGGACCGAGCGGCAGCGCGCGUGCGGGUAACCUGAACCUGACAGGAUGUUCGCCAAAGCGACGCGGAAUUUCCUUAAAGAAGUUGACGACGGAGGAGACCUGAUCUCAGUCUCCCACUUGAAUGACUGUGACAAGCUGCAGCUCCUGAGUCUGGUGACCAAGAAGAGGAGGUACUGGUGCUGGCAGAGACCCAAGUACCAGUUUUUGUCUGCCACCCUGGGAGAUGUUCUCACAGAGGGGCAAUGUCUCAGUCCAGUGGUCGUGGAGUCGGACUUCGUGAAAUAUGAGAGUAAGUUUGAGAACCAUAUGAGCGGGAGCAUCAGGACGGCUGUGGGCAAGGUCAAGCUGAAUGUUGGUGGCAAAGGCCUGGUGGAGGGCCGCUCUUCGUUUGGAACCCUGAGGAAGCAGGAGGUGGAUCUGCAGCAGCUCAUUCAGGACGCAGUAGGGAGAACGGUUAAUCUGGAAAACCCGGUGCUCCAGCAGGUGCUAGAGAGGAGGAACGAGGUCCUGUGUGUGCUGACGCAGAAGAUUGUGACCACGCAGAAGUGCGUGAUAUCUGAGCAUGUGCAGACGGAGGAGAAGUGCGGAGGCAUGGUGGGGAUCCAGACCAAGAUUGUGCAGGUGUCAGCGAUGGAGGAUGGGACUGUCAUCAAGGACUCCAGUGUGGUGCUGGAGAUCCCUGCCGCCACCACCAUUGCCUGUGGCGUCAUCGAGCUGUAUGUGAAACAGGAUGGCCAGUUUGAAUUCUGUCUCCUCCAAGGGAAGCAUGGUGGCUUUGAACAUGAGAAGAAAGUUGACUCUGUCUACUUGGACCCCUUGGCCUAUAGAGAAUUUGCAUUCCUGGACAUGCCGGAUGGGGGUCAAGGGACCUCUCCCCAGGAUGGGCCACUACACAUUUUAAAACAAGCGGCUGCACACCUGGAGAGAAGCUUCCAUCCCUUUGCAGAGUUACCUGCCCAGCAGCAGAUGGCGCUGUUCUGCCUCCUGCAGACAGUCUUGUUUGACGAGGAACUCCUCAAGGCUCUGGAGCAAGUGUGUGAUGAUAUGGCUGGCGGCCUUUGGUCCUCACAGGCUGUCUUGGCGAUGGAGGAUCUGACAGACAGGCAGCAGCAGGACCUCACAACCUUCCUGCAGCUGGUGGGGUGCAGGGUACAGGGUGAGCGUCCUGGCCCGCAGGAUGAGGUCAGCAACCAGAAGCUCUUUGCAACAGCCUACUUCCUGGUCAGUGCACUAUCAGAAAUGCCAGAUAAUGCUACAGUUCUCCUGGGGACUUGCUGUAAACUUCACAUUAUUCGUACGCUGUGCCACCUGCUCCAUGCUCUGUCUGGUGAUAGGGUAUGUGAUUUUGAAGACCCCACUUUGGCUCCUCUGAGAGAUACUGAGAGGUUUGAGAUUGUGCAGCGUUUAUUUGCCUCUGCUGACAUUGCCCUGGAGAGGAUGCAGCUGUCUGUGAAAGCCACCACCCUGAAGGACUCUUGCAUCUUCCCACUAAUUCUUCAUAUCACUCUAAGUGGGCUUUGCACUCUACUAAGUAAAGACCAUGAGUAAUGUCUUUGUUAGAACUAUGUGCUACUGACCAAGGCUGAGUACUUUAGAGAAUUGAGAAAAUACUGUGGGAUUUGGGUCCAAGCAUGUUAAAAGUUGCUCAGUGAAUUCCAAGCACAGUAAGUGGUGACUUUCCACACUAAAUGCCUGCAAGCACUGUGCCAACAGUCAGUGACCUGGGAACCAUGGUAAAUCCUAACAUUUGAGUUACUUGAGGGAAGAGUCAAGGGCUUUGUAUUUCACCCACCUGUCACCUUAUUUUACACUCACUGCUGUUAUACAAAAACAGAAAAAGUCUGAGACUUCAAAAUUCAUCUCAGGCUGUGAAAGCUGUAGGAAAGCAAUUUCUCCUCACUUCUUUCUGACAUGCUGUCUGUAACACAGUGACUGUGAGACUGUAACACUACUUGAGCAUAUGAAACAAAAUUGUAUUAAGGACAUCUUAUCUUACCCACCUCAACAUGGGGACUUAGAUAUAUUUCUUUGAUUUGACUUUGUUAUGCUUUGAUGAAUAUACUAUGUCUGGAGCAAUUCCAGUGGAUUCUGGGAAUUUGUCACAUGCUGCCAUUUCUAUCAAAAGAAAUUCUGAACUAUGUAUAGUUUGCUAUUUAUUCUGUUUUGAUGUCCUUCUGCUUCAGCGGAUUUGGACAGUUUCCCCAAGCCUCCAGAUUCCACUCAGAGUAUCUGUUAUUAUAGACCAGACCCAGUGCCUCUGGACUGAAGCAGCAGGGAGAUGCAGUUUUUACCUUCACUUCACCCACAUGGCCCCUUCACAUUAUGAGGAAGAGUAACAAAAAUGAAAUAAAAUAAACAUAGACUUCACCUUAUGCAGCUGUCUUCUACAGGGCUAUACCAGUGGCACUGCUCAGAAAUAAAGUGAUCACAAGUUAGGAAGGAAAUGCAAAUGUGUACAGUUGUGCAGAGCUGGUGCUGUGUCUCAUCUAUUUCUGACAUAAGACAUAAAAAACAUGCUAUGGACAGAACAUAUAUGAACCUACAGGUGGAAAACACACAUGUAUGUGCAUGGGAAUGCAUGUCUAAAGUUCAGGAGAAACCUGGAAAUGGAGUAUUGCAAUUCAGGGACUUUGUGACUAGGACAAAAGGCAAGGAAAAAAAAAAAGUUAUUUCCUCACCUUUAUAGUCUGGUUGGAAUUUUGUAUUAUUCUAAUUAAGAAAAAAACCCUGAAUGAUGGUUCGUAUAAAAUAGGAAAUAUAAAAGGGACCGGAGACAGCUGGAGACAGUUCAGUAGUAAGUGAUGUACAAGCAUGGAAACCUGACUUGGCUCUCUGGCACACAUGUAGAAUGCCAGGCAUUGUGAUCACACCUGUAAUACCAGCACUGGAAGACAGUCUGGGCUUGCUUGCUUGCCAGAGUAGCCAACCAGAGGGCUUCAGUUUUAGUCAGAGAACCUGUCUGGGCAAAACAAACCCCAAAUAUGGAGAGCAGUAGAUGACGAUAUCUUUAGCCUCUAUGUGACAUGUGAACACACACACACACAAAGGACACUUCUGGAAAGACGGCCUGCUGCACAAAGCCACACUGCGGUGUUUUGAUGGGUCGCUGCCCUCUUCCUGUAGGCCUAGUAUUAAGCUGUAACCCACAACAGGGCUGCUUGCUGAAACACAUGGUGACUAUUUCCUGGGCAGAUGGGAAGUGGCUAUAGUGACUCAUGCUGUCUAAGCAGUUUGUGUGUCUUCAUCCUGUAUUUUAAUCUUCCCCAACUCUGAAAUCCUUUUCUAUGAAAGCCACUACCAUUCAUCAGCCAGAACAGAAACAACAGCAUAGGGAAUCCUGGCUGAAAAGUAGAGGCAGGUGAAAAUUUAUUUAGACAGAAAAAUUUACACCAAGGACUUAAAAAAAAUCGAAAUAAAAGCUAAUGUGCUAUCCUGUAGUUUUAUCUCUUAGUUCUACCUAUUAACAAAAUACUGCUCAUCUUUCCAACAGCAAGCAUUUCUUUAGAUGCACAAAAAAUAUUUAACAGGAAUAUGCAAUCUCUAAUUUUUAACUGUAUAUGGAAAUCUGUUGAAAGAUUUAUAGUGAGUUUCUAAAAAAUCAGUACUUACUGUAUUAUAGAAAAUAACAAGGACAACAGUGGUGUUCCUUUUUGUAGAAUCUAGUAAUGCAGACAUCUGGAAAGCAGGGCUGCUUAACUUUUAUUUUUAAACCUUUUUAUCAGAAAGUUCCUUAAGCAAUUUGGCAAGCUUUGACUUUUAUAAGCAUGUUGUCUUCUACUGAAAACUCCUACAGUCACUAAAGAGGGUGGGGCUACAAAGAGCAAGUAAGUGCUUGUAUUAGGAGCAAAAUUAUAUAAACAUGAACUGGGGGUGGGGAGACAAAAAAAUUUCAAAGUAAGUCAUUCACAUCAAAUGGUCUUUGUAGGUUCUGACAAUUCAAAACAGCUUGCAGAAAAUUUCAUUUGCUGCUGAACACUUGUGCUGGCUAAUUUUAUGUCAACUUGGUACAGGAUAGUCAUCUGAGAGGAGGGAACCCCAACUGAGAAAGUGCCUCCAUAAGAUCAGGGUACAAACAAGCCUGUAGAAUAUUUUCUUAAUUAGUGAUUGAUGGGGGACCCAGAUCACUAUGGAUAGUACCACCCUUGGGCUGGUGGUAUUGGGUUCUAUAAGAAAGUAGGCUGAGUAAGCCUCAAGGAGCAAGCUGGUAAAGAUAGUUCCUCCAUGGCCUCUGCAUCAGCUCCUGCCUUUAGGUCCCUGCCCUGCUUGCGUGCCUUUCCUGACUUCCUUCAAUGAUGAACAGUGAUAUGGAAGUGUAAACCAAAUAAGCCCUUUCCUCCCCAAGCUGCUUUGGACAUGGUGUUUCAUCACAGCAAUAGUAACCCUAAGACAACAUUAUUGCUCAUUCUUCUGUAGGACAUCAUUUAAAAAACAAAACAAACAAACAACAACAACAAAACCACACCCCACCACAAUCAACAACAAAAGCCAGUGUUACAGAAGAAACAGGAACCAGAAUCAGUUCUUAUAAGAUGACAUACAGGGAAAACAAACAUCUACUUUGCAUUUUAUGUUCAGAUACACACGAGCUACUGAGUUAGAAGAAACAUGAACAACAGUAAUGUUAUAAACCAGGAGACAGACACCAAGUUACAAAGCAGGUCUUAGCUAAGGGAGUGCCACCUCCACAGGAACUGGGAAAUAAGCAAUGUACUAAUUAGGCUUGUCAGAAAAUAGCAGGGAAGGAAAUUUUGUUCCUCAAAAAUAACUGGAGUUUAGGACUCCUGAGAUUGUUUACCAAGAAUGACCAGCCGUGAGGCCCAUUCCCAUAUCAGAAUACAUGUCUUUAGGGCUGCAGCUCCAGGGAGUGGCACAUGGUGACAGCUAUCAUUAAGUCCUGAUCUGCCAUUAGGCCUCUGUUCUUUUAUUAUAGUUCUGUCAAAUGGGAAAGAUGGCCCUCGACAGCAAGCAAUCAAAACAACACUGCUGUAUCUUUGCUGUGUAAAUCUCCCGUCUGCCCACUCUUACCUCUUUAAAUUGUUCAAGUGUAACCUGGGUCAAGACCUGAAAGAGAUUAGAGGAUGGUAGCAUAUAUGCAAUGCAUAAGCCCAAUACCUAUAUAAGUGUAUAAACUGGUACCAUUUUCUGUGUAAGGCUGCUUCCCUAUGUGCACUGGCCAGAACUAGGCACAUGUUAUUAUUAGAGGAUUUUUCUUCUAUUAAUUUAUAUGUGCUCAGAGUGACUCCUCACUGCAAAGGCAUGCUCAUUCUACAAUAGUACAGCACCUAACUGGCUCUUCCUGCAAAGGCUAAGUAUUUAUCACUUGGACUAUGCUUACUAACAGUGCAACCACUAACAAGCUCUCUGACAUAAGAUGUAAUCAUGUCUUAAUUGCUAAAGGCUUCUGGCUUAAAAUAACAUAUAGCUCAGAAGGGGUUUUGUUUCUUGCUGGGGUGUUGGCGUGUGCCUAGGGCCAUGUGUACAUGUUUCUUGCUGGGGUGUUGGCGUGUGCCUAGGGCCAUGUGUACAUUACGGUUGCAAAGCACUCCACCCCUAAGCUCCCACCCUUUUCAGCUGAACAGUUUUUAAUGUUGUGAUCUUUCUUUCCUCUUGACUAGUUAGGUCUCGUUCACUCUCUUGGGUGGUGGUCAGAGACUGCUGCUUCCAUUCACUCCAAGGCAGAAUGGAAGACCGCGGCAGCACUCUUUAUUGUAAUUCAUGUUACUUAAUAAGUCUUUCGUAUACUCUUAUCUGGGUCCUCGUGGAUUCACAUACAUCUUCAUACAUCUGGUACCCAAUGUGGGGCAAGUACAUCUACAUAGACCUGGGAAAGCUUAAACUAAGCUGGGGACAGCUUACUGGUUGUGUCUCUCAUGCAGGCCAUGGUGCAGAGAUGUCAUGGAAUUCGGGCUUGAGCACAGCAUGGUACCUUCCUGCCGUGGUACAUAGAGAUGUCUCCAAGCUGGACAGCAUGCUGCAUGGUAGAUUUUUUCUCAGAGCAAAAAAAUAAAUAAAUAAAAAUAAAAAAAAUAAAAAUUUUGUGGGUAGUGUGCUACAAGCAGCUUGCUGGUGGCAUGGACCUGCUGCUUCCCAGAGCUGGCAGUGAACAUACCUCCACCAUGUUGGAAAGCAGAAUGGGGUAGUACCAGCAUCCAGGGCUGUUGCCUUGGUCCUAGCUAAGCUUGUUUAUCAUUUUAAAAACUCUCCUGGUCAAAAAAAGGAUUACAGAUACAUAAUAAUGACAGAUUCAGACAAAAAAAACCUCUGAACAGGUCACAGUAUGAUUGAUAAAUAUGCAUAUGUUUGGGAAAGAGAAAAGAGUAGAAACAGAUAUAGAUUAAAAUAAUGACUUAAAAAUCCUUAAAAAUAUAUAUAUCCAUGUAAAGAUGGAAAAUAUACAGAAUCUGGGUUAUGUAUAUUAUUGUGUUUUGUUUAAAUUUUUGACUAUUAAUGAGCUAACUGCUUUGCUUGGUGGGGGCUACUGAGUUAAAACAACAUAUAUAUUUUAAAGGUACCUUGACUUCAAAUUUAAGGAUAUGUUGCUUUGGAAAAAGAGGUUCUGCUUUUGUUUCCACAGAAGAUAAAAACCUGUGGAUUCCUUCCAGGCUAAUAUGGUUUGCAAACAAGACCCCCUGAAAGGUCUCUGUGAACCCUAAAGAUACUUAGUCCAUAGACAGCAGGAAGUAGUUUCAAAAAAAUGACAUGCACACUCCCAAGAGUUGGGGUGGGGUAUGGAUGGCCUUUGGUUAUUUGGUAGGUGAUGGAUGUUUGUUAUAUUUAGGGAAACAUAAAAAUAUAGGACAAAAAUAUAACUAUUAAUUACAGAUAUUUUACAUUGUCAAAGGUUUUGGUAUAAUGAUACAAAUUUAAAGUUAAUUUUUUACACUAUAUGUUUCUAUUAUUUAAAGGACUUUUGGAUAUUGAUACAAAUUUAAGGUCAAUUUUUUAUAUUAUUAUGUAUGUUUCUAUUCUUGUUUAAUGUAUUAAUGUUUAUUCUGCUCAUUUAAAAAUGUAAUAGUCAUCUAUAAUAGUUAAACUUAUAGACAUGUUAGGUUUUCUAGAUAUGCAGAGAUAUAUUUCAGAUGGGUAGAUAAUCUUCAAAAACUUAAAGACCUACAGAAUGUCAUUUGGAAUCUUUAAUAACUUAAAAUUCUUUGAACAUGCAGGGUGGUGGUGGCGCAGGCCUUUAAUCCCAGCACUCAGGAGGCAGAGGCAGGCGGAGCUCUGUGAGUUUGAGGCCAGCCUGGUCUACAAGAGCUAGUUCCAGGACAGGCACCAAAGCUACAGAGAAACCCUGUCUCGAAAAACAAAAAAUAAAACAAAACAAAAAUUCUUUGGACACAAGACAUCUGUUUCUGGCAACACCUAUUACUUCAAAGAAGAUGAUGGCUAUCUAAGAAACUCAUUAUGGAGUUUGCCUUCAGUAUGGCAAUGCCAUUUUAGCAAGAAACUGCUCCUGCCUGGACUGCUUAACUGUAUGCUAUAUAAAGUGGACAUGCAGAACCCACAGGAAAAUGACUACUGAACUUAAAGAUGGGAAAGUCACUCAGGGUUCCUGCUUCAUGGAAGAGUCUGACAGACAUUCUGUAGGACACAAAAGAAAAAUGACUGACAAACUGCCAAUAUAGGUGAAACAGUUUUCAAAUUUCCUGAUUCACUGAGAGGUCUGUCAGACACUCUAGGCUUAUAGGCUGAAGAUGGAUCCCCAACGUUACAGAAGAACUUUGGGUGAUUGUCCAAGCAGCCAAAUAUCUCUGUCAUUUCUAGAGUUUUAAAAGUUGUUUACAAUGCACUCCCCAGUUACAGAGGUAAUAGUAUAUCUUUAUGGAGUCUAAGAUGCAGAUGAAGACUAGAUAGUUAUAGUUUUCCUUAACUAUUAUAAAAGCUAAUUAGAAAUAAAAUUUUAGACUCACAAAAAUAGGAUAGAUGAUAAAAUGUUCUCUUUAGUCAAAUAAAAAUAGACUGGAUGUUAUUGUAACUGAUUCUUACUUGAUCACUGUGUUUAUUGUAUAUAUUUUACAAUGUUAAAGCUAAGACCUUCCUUUUUAAUUACACAGAAAAGGGGAGAUGAUGUAAGAUGUCCUUCUAUAUGCUGUGAAUACGUGUUUCUCUUUUGGCUUAGUGGCCAGGUAGAAUAGAGCCAGGUGGAAAAUCCAAACAAAGAUAUGGAGAGAAAGAAGAAGGGGUCAGGGAAAUGCUAUGUAGCCGCCAAAGAAGUAAUAUGUCAGGGCAUACACAGAUUAGUAGAAACAGGUUAAAUUAAUUGUGAAAGCUAGUCAGUAAUGUGCCUAUGCCACUGGCCAAACAAUUAUAAUUAUUAUUAAGCCUCUGAGUGGUUAUCUUAUAAGCAGCUAUGGGGAGAGACAGGUGGAGAGAAACGGGUUCAGUGGGAUGGGACGAGAUAGAGAAAAGAAUCCAUUUGCAAACCUUGACUAGAUGAGGGAAGUCAGAUUUGAGGAAUGGUCUAAUUCAUUUACGUAUAUAUUGCCAAUUCAUGGUUUGCUUUUGGCUCAACUAUAAUAAAGACAACUAUUUCUGGCUUUUGAAAUGAAGGCUGGGAGUACUGCUCAGUAAUGGAGCACACUCAGCAUACGCAAAGUCCUGGGCUUAUGCCCCAGGACACUUGAGCUCUGUGGUAGUAACAAUUAUUUAUUUCAUUAGACUAAAAGAACAGUAGUUUUACAUUUAAGAAAUGGUCAACUUCCAAGUUAAAAGUGGCAUUUACCUUAACUAUUGAUGUGAUAAUUCAGUUUGUGGGAGUAAUUAAAAAGCAAUAAAGUAAGAAUAAAAAAAUAAAAAUGGCCAUUUUGACCUGUGUCCUGAGGUUGUCAGUUAUCACACUACUGUGUUACCAGUCACAAGACAAUAAACAAUUAGAAAAAGAAAGGUAUUUUCUGGAUUUGAGAGUUCACUAAUUGGACCUAACUUUGAGUACUGUUUUCUAAUAAAUAUAAAGGUGCCCAGAAAGCUUCACAAGAUGGAUAAAAACCAGGCUGCAAUAUAAAUUUUAGGCACAAGGAAAAGGAAGGGCAGCUUCAGAGUGUUAAGAUCAGUCUGCUCUGAUGUAAACAUGUCAGAGGAUUUCCGUUUUGUUUGAUUAGUGAAUGGCCUGCUUAGCAGUUAGGGACUUGGAAUGGGACUCUAAGGGGACUCCUAGAUUAGGAUCACCAAAAGGCAGGCCAUAUUGUCUUCCAGACUGCAGCUCCAUCAAGGAGCUCUCUUAAUUCCAGGGACGGGUUCCUGAGCAGCUAACCAUCUGCUACUUCACCUCACCUCAGAAUGAGGUGACUGUACAGGGACUAACAGAGAAGCAAUCUUGGGUAAGAGAAUACACUUAAUAAGUAGUCUCAAAGGUUUACCACAUCACAAUCACAAGUUACUCCUUGAAGUUUACGAUGAAGACAAGUAUUAACUUAGUCCUAUGUAACACAUGGAAGAAAGGGGAGACUAAACGCUAUAAAAACCACAUGGGCAAAAGCAGGACUUUAGUCAGUAGAAGUAGUACGACUAUUUUUGCUUUUAUCACAAGAGAUUAUUUUUUCAAGAUAACCUUGUAGUGUUUUGUCCAAGUGGUACAAAUUUUGCUUACCUUAGAAAAGAGAGCAUCAUUCUCUCGCUUUUUAGUUCACUAAGGAUGUGUGAUUCUGUGCAUUUUUAAAGUUACUCCAAGAUAAAAAGUAACAAGAUGAAAUAAGAGAAAUAUUUUUAAAAGAAUAUAACUUUAAAGGCUAAAACAAAAUACAAUUUAAAAAUAACCUUACCUUAAAAAACUACAGAAUUGUCAUCUUCUUCAAGUGUAUCACAUACACUUACAAAAAGACCAAUAUGAUGCUGAAUUAUUCAUCAAAUGUACUCUUAAAAAAUCUGUAAAUAAUAUUCAGUUAUAUACAAUAAUCUCAUUAUUUAAAAUACUGAAUUUCUCACAAGAACUUUAAAUACAUUACCGAUGCUAUAAUCACUCUCACAGCAAAUCCCUUGAACAGGAGGAGGGCAGGCACUGUAAUCUUUAAAUCUAACUUACAGUACAAUUUCACUUCAAAGUUUAAGUAAAUAUUCCCCAAGAGGCUUCUAUCCAGAGAUAUUUUUUCUUAAGUAAAUUCAACUUUAAUAAUGAAAAACAGUUUUCUGAGCUUAGUUUCUCUAAUAAAAUCUUCAGAAAGGAGAUCAGUGUCAGCUUCAAGGUGGAACCAAAGCCUCUUAAAAGAAUCUAAAAUAGAUCAGAAUGUCUAGGAAUUUGAAAUUAAUUAAAAACCUUAGAACACUAGCUGUAACACGUGGGCAGAUAUAUUUAGCUUUAUUAUUCAUAAAGUUUGGAAGAUAGUUACAUAUUAUACACAUAGCUGUGUGUGUAUAUAUAUAUGUACAUGUUUUU
Molecule: messenger RNA, 10472 nt
Organism: Chionomys nivalis (European snow vole)
Lineage: Eukaryota; Metazoa; Chordata; Mammalia; Rodentia; Cricetidae
Gene: Gsdme
Product: gasdermin E
Exons: 10
Coding region: 149-1651 (500 amino acids)
Biological process (GO): programmed cell death
Cellular component (GO): cytoplasm
Source: RefSeq, a predicted model, not a curated record